UCGCUUCCGGGUUUUGCCUACAAAAACACGUCAUCCCUAAGGUACUCUAUGGCUCUCUAUGAGAGGGCGCUGCAGUUCCAUUUUUCACCACAGAUUUACAUUGGAAAUUUUUGGGGCGCUGUAGAGCUAGGGUGGGCUCUGAGACCGGCUUCCCUGCUUAGUAUCAUGAAUACAUGCCUGCCGAAUCCAUGCGCUACAUUUUAAUAGCCUAUAUCCUGCUCACUUUACAACUUAAAAUAGUCUACAAAAUCCAAAAUAUAUUUGUUGCAGAAUGCUGAACACAUUUAUAAUUUAUUAUUAAUUCAGUGUAUACAGUGGUCUAGCCACGAUCGGCUAAUCUUUUCACUCUUUUUCAUAUUAAUGAGUAAUUGUGAAUUGUGGGAGUUUAGCUUUAUUCUUUGUUAUGCUGCGUUUCAAUGUCUAAUUUCUAAACCUCGUCUUAGAAUUCUGAUUGCAAAUUCUUACUCUUGCAUGCUCUAUCUCUACGUCUACAAGCAAAUAUAGACAGGCAAAUAUAGGCAAAUAAUAAUAUUAAAAUCUUAAUGGUUAUAGACAGGCCAUACAAGAUAUGAUAGAAAACUAAUAAGUAAUAUAUGAUUUAUAUAGGCUUUUUGGUAUUUGUCAGGGGCACCAUAAUUCCCCGGGGCCCUAAGCGGCUGCUUACCUCGCUUAUUGGUUAAGUCCGCCCCUGCCUACUUAACCAUAUCAUGGGGAUAAUUUAUAACAGGAAGUAGGCCAAAUCUGAGAAAAUCUCCCAUUGAGGAGAAGAAUCAUGACAUCCAAGAAUGUCCCCUAUUGUAGAAACAAUGAAGGAAAUCUAAGAAUGCAUAAUAUUUUCUCUGAGGUGAUGGUUAGAUAUUUAUAAUUAAAUGUGUGUGUGUGUGUGUGUGUGUGUGUGUGUGUGUGUGUGUGUGUGUGUGUGUGUGUGUGUGUGUGUGUGUGUGUGUGUGUGUGUGUGUGUGUGUGUGUGUGUGUCAUUUGUGAAAGGUCAGCUGAAAUGUUUGAUAUAAAUUUAAAGUUUUCACCUUCUUAGGAUUUUGUUAGGAAAAUAUCUUGUGGAACUCAAGUCUGGAUUGGUCUGACCAACAGUCUCGUGGAGAACACAUGGAAAUGGGUUGAUGGCACUAAUGUGACUUCUGGUUUCAGGUUCUGGUGGUGUGGAGAACCAAAGGGAUAUAUAAAAGAGAGCUGUUCAAUCACUUAUUCAUUCGGAUGGGCUGUUUAUCACUGCACUAGCCUUUUUCAAUGGAUCUGUGAAAAUAAAAAAUAAAAUGAUAUGCAAUAUGGUUAUUUUGAACAUAAACAUGCAGGAUCACUUAAACAUCAGGAUUUUUUGAGUCAUUUUGACAUUUUCUCUAACUAUAUACUCUCUAUAAUGUAAAGUAAUUUUUAUUAUUACAGCUUUGAAGCGUUUAACUUGCAUGUUAAUCAUAUUUGUCAUUUUGCUCUCAUCCCUGUAACUCCUAUUUGAAUAAGUAAACAAAUAACAGUAUGAACAGAAGCAGCAGUGAGUUUACAGCUUCUGUGUUUUCUUCUGAUAACUGCGUUCACACAACAGCAGAAUACAGUUGUCAGUCCUGUUUUAGAGAGCUAAAUAUGGUUCUGUUCACACAGUCUGGAUAUGAAACCAAAGUGACUCCCUUUCAGGACUACAACUGAAUUUUGUGAGUAAAUUUAUUAAACAGGAAGAUUCUAACUUAGCAAGAAACAAGGAAGAAUGCCAUGUCAAUGAGAAGCAACUUGCCUUAGUAAUGUCAAGCAACCAGCAAAAAUGCUCUAAAAACCAGAUCGAAACCUUUAUCUUAAUUAGGUGUUCUUCAUCUUCCAAUUAAAGGAAUAUCCCUGAUUCAAAACUCAAAUACAAAUUCAACUGAAAAAAUUUGUGAAGUGUUGAUUACCACGAAAAUAACUAAAUAAAUUAAUAAUAAUAAAAAAUAGACUUUAUAUAUAAAGACACUGAGAAAUUCUGUGAUAAUAAAAGCAUUUAAAGUAACACAAUCCACAUUGUUGAAAUAAAUCUUUCCAGUAACCUUCGGUGGUCAGUUAAAGUUCCUUUUUUCAUGAACACUUGAAACAUUUCCAUAAAACAGUUCCUUUUGCAUAAAUGCUACACAAACACAGAUGAGGAACAAAACACAGUCCAUUCCAGGAGAGAAACUAGUACUAGUUUGUUGGCAUCUUGACGACACCGAACCUAUCUGAAAGUAUAAAUGAAAAUAUAGAAAAGGGAAAAACUAGGAAAAUGUACAGAGAAGAUGGAAAAAGCAUUGAUAAUAUAUAUGAAAAUUAUGAUGUUACAAGAGGUGAAUUUGGAAAAGAUAUCGCGGACCAUAAUGCAAUGAGAAUCCAGUCAUCUGAACUCACAGAAAGUGAUUCUGUGAAGAUCAGAAGCUCCAGAGCAGCUCCAGUGUGUUUGGUUCUGCUGUGUGUUCUUCUGCUGACUGCAGUCAUAGUGCUGGGUGUAAUGUUCUCUCAAGAGAGACAACAGUUCACAUCCAAGAAUGAAAACCUGACCAGUGAGAGAGACCAGCUAAUAUUCAAAAACAAAAAUCUCACCAAUAAGAGAGACCAGCUAAGAAAUGAACUUCAGAUUUGUGCUGGAUGGACUUUCUUUCAAACCAGUUUUUAUUAUAUGCCGAAUGAAACAAAGAACUGGAUUGAGAGCAGAAGAUACUGUACAGAGAGACGAGCAGAUCUGAUCAUCAUAAACAACAGAGAGGAACAAGAUUUUGUUAAGAACAUGUCUGGUGCUGCUCUAGUCUGGAUUGGCCUUACUGACAGUGAUGUGGAGGGCAGAUGGAAAUGGGCUGAUGGCACCAACAUGACCUCUGGGUUCUGGGCGCUUAGAGAGCCUAAUGGAGGUAGAGCAGAGAACUGUGUUGUGACUGUGUCUAAAUUGCCAGAGUGGCCUGGUUUAGUAGGGUGGAUUGAUGUUGCAUGUAAUUUACCUUUUCAAUGGAUCUGUGAGAAGAAUAUUUCACAACUCAUAAUGCCAUAGGAAC
Megalobrama amblycephala (Wuchang bream) is the source of this 3002-nucleotide messenger RNA. Its product is annotated as CD209 antigen-like protein C. The record is from RefSeq and is a predicted model, not a curated record. Bases 2243 to 2998 code for a protein of 251 amino acids. NCBI's taxonomy places the organism in Eukaryota, Metazoa, Chordata, Actinopteri, Cypriniformes, Xenocyprididae. The transcript has 6 exons.